AUGGCCACCGCACGCGCGGGAUUUGAGGCCAGAGGAGGGGUGGGCGAUGAGCGCCUCGAGAGUGACACCUAUUGUUGCCUUGUGAUAUCAUCCUCGCGCUAUCCCUUGCGCCCGCACUCCCUGCCACGGAUACCGCUGACAACUGACCGCGUACCCCGACAUAGCGCGCGCCGCGUCCGGCUUGCUGGCGUAUGCGCGCACACUACCACCUCGCGCUACGCUCCCGUACCACCAACGUCCUCUCUGCAUGACUUGCGCGGGGCAUGUUCAGAAACACAAGAGCCAGAGCCAGAGCUCGAGGAUGAUAACUUGGCGGCAGAUGGCACCUUGUCCGCACGUGGCGGGAAUGCAUUCGAAUCCAAGAUCUGGAUACGGUCAUUUGUGUGGGUGAGCAGGGGGCAGCGGCGAGUAAGGAGGCUAACGUCUGGCGAGAGGGCGCAUGGCGGCAUGUACGACCACGAGAGGCUUAGGGUGCGAGGCCAGCGCCAGGUGCUGCGCAGCCAGUCCGGGGUAGAUGAGAGAGUCAUCAAAAUGCCGUAUUCGGCCAGGCGAGCGCCGGGUCGGAUAGCGUGGCAAGGUUACUUUGCUGGUGCUAGUCAUGCUCGGCCCGGUGUCUUAGCUGUCUGGCGACACGCUUCUACCUCCUCCGCCUCUGUCGGCUCUUCAGCCACAUCGCAAAUGCCCAUUCCUCCGAAAUUCCGUUUCAGUGCACCCGCUGCCAACCCAGAGCCAGACGCAGACGCAGACGCAGAUGACCAGAAGGCCAGCGCACUCUUGACAAAGGCCGUCGUCAUGAGUGAGGUACCGUCAGAUGAGGAAGACAAUGGCACGGACGACUGGGUCGAGGAGGAUGUCAGUCAUGUACAGUCUUCGCAUGGCGGUGUACCACCCUACUCAUCACGGCACGGCUCGCCCCUCCUCAGCGCGUCUGCGCGACGCGAUCACUUUGACCUCAGUAAUGUUACAACCUUCAUCCCGCCAGACUGGGGCGAGGAUGCCAAUGUCUUCGCUCCCGGGCUCUCGCUGCGGGGCACGGGGAGCACCGCCAGGCAUUGCGUGCGCAUUGGUCAUUCAGCCGUGCGCAAUGUUCUGCUUAACAUGCGCUUCGAGGCAGCGACGAUGGCAUGA
This is a messenger RNA of Postia placenta MAD-698-R-SB12, 1128 nucleotides long. RefSeq lists its product as hypothetical. The record is from RefSeq and is a predicted model, not a curated record. The transcript is spliced from 10 exons. NCBI's taxonomy places the organism in Eukaryota, Fungi, Basidiomycota, Agaricomycetes, Polyporales, Adustoporiaceae. The coding region runs from base 1 to 1128 and encodes 375 amino acids.